CAUAGAUAGAUAGAUAGAUAGAUAGAUCUGACUCUUCAUCUUGCAAAAUGCUAUUUACCUCCCAUCUCUAGGACUGGUUCUCAAUUCACUGAGCUACCCAGCUGCCCCUGAGUGGAAAAUCUUUUAAACAUGUAACUGUAAUCAUUUUGCUAAUUUUUUAUUUAGUAUUUUUGUAUCAGCAGAGAUAGUAUGCAUAGUCUUUAAUUUUCUUUUCUUUCCUUUGUCUUUCCCUUGUGCAGGUAGCAAGACUUUGUAAUAACAAUAGUUUCAAUAGAAUUACAUAUUUCUGGUAAUAGUUUAUAUAAUAUUGGGAUUGAUUUUUCUUUGAAGGUUUGAUAGAAUUUACUUUCAAUUUUAUCACUAGAAAUAAAAGAAAAUUAUUGAGAGAGUAGCAGGAAUGGCUUCACAGAAAAGAUGACAUUAAAACUGACAUUUUAACAAAAUUGGAUAAAUUUAAUCAUUUCAUAGUGGAGGGCUCACAUGAGUCAUUCCACACGUAUAAAAAAAGUGUGAGGAUUCUUUUUGGCCCUAUAAAAAAUUAACAACUUUAUAACCAUUUAACCCCUUCCAAUUUCCUGUUGGGUGGAAAAAGGGAAAGAAAAAAAGGAAUAUGUUGGUGAUUCAAUAAGGAAUAAGUAGGUAGAACUCAUUUCUCAUCACUGAAGUAUUCUAGAAGAAGAAUAUACAAAUAUGGAAGGAGUUGGGGGAGCAGGCAUCACUUGAACUUCACUCUCCUCUGAAUAGACAAAGGAGGGUUGAAUACUUAUUCUCAUAUAUACUUUCUCCUGAAACCCCUACAUAGAAUUGUGCCCUUGCAUUCAACUCAGUAGGGAAAGAGGGAGAGAUAGUCAAAAGAGAUAGAAAGACUUAAAAGUGAUAAAAUGUAACAUCUAAUUGAUGAGGGCAACUGACAAGCAAAACAAAACUUCUUCCUUAUAAGAAUAUAUCAACUAAAGGUAAAUUGGAUUGAUUCCUUCCACAUUCAUGAAGUGUAGGUGGCAAGGAUGAACUAUUCCAUUGCUAGGCUAAUGGAAAAUGGACCAUAGUUCUAAAUAUGCUGUAACUCCAUUAUCCACCCUUCUGGUCACAGGGCCCAGUGCAGAAAGCAAGGGCAGGAUAAGGACCACAGAUAGAGAGCCAGAGACCAUAAUGACUACAACUUGUAGCCCUGCAGUAAGAACACACGCUGUUCUGGCAACAACAACAACCCCAACCACUACAUCUGGUAUUUCUGGUUUGGAAAAAAUCACUGUGCCUGCUUCCUCUGCCUUGCCAGAGACUAUGGUAGCACCAACUGCCUGGUCUGGAGUGGAGAUGAGCCCAUCUGAAACUAUGCUCAUUGCAGAGAUCUCAACCACCCUACCUGGGGAUGGGACAGGAGAAGGUGUUCCUUCCUACCCAGCUACCGUUGACCCCACAGCAUCAACCACAUUCUUCUCCUGGACCAAUGUGCCUCCAGCAGGGUCUAUAAGCUCCUCAGCCACAAGUCUUUCCAGUGUCAGUAGAGAAGAUCCAAAGCCAAUUCUCUCUCUGGACACAUCUGCUUCAGAGAUCACAUCCAUGGCUACUGCAAGGGAAGGGCUGGCCCUAACUGAGUCCACAGCCACAAUGGAAAUCAGUCGAGGAGCUGAGGCUGAGAUUCUGUCCACAAGUGGUUUGCCCAACAUCUCAGCUUCCCCUCUCAUUCCCAAAGAUAAAAUAUCCACCUGGGCUACCAUGACCACUAUUGCAGACACUGCAUCAGAGAGCCCCUACUUGAAGGUUUUCAACCUCAAAUUCACCAUCCUCAACCUGUUCUACACAACAGACAUGGGUCAAAGGGGCUCCAGCAAAUUCAACUCCAUUGAGGAUGUCCUGCAACCUCUGAUCAACAACUUGUUUAGAAAAAGCAGCUUUGGCCCUCACUAUUUUGGAUGCAGGCUGACUUUGUUAAGGUCUAUGAAGAAUAGGAUAGCAACAGCAGUGGAUGUCGAAUGUGCUUAUCAGGAAGAUUCCUCCACCCCUGUCCUGGACCUAGAGAAGAUUUACUGGGAGCUGAGUGAACAGACCCAUGGAAAAACAAGGCUGGGACCCUACAUUCUACAUAAGGAAAGCCUUUAUGUGGAUGGGUAUACCCAUCAGAUACCAACCACCACCACAAACACCUGGAGACCCAGUCUAGAGGCUUUCACCCUGAACUUCACCAUCACCAACCUGCUGUACACAGAAGACAUGGGGCAGAAGGAUUCCAUCAAAUUCAAGUCCACUGAAAAGAUUCUUCAGAAUAUGCUUGGCCCUUUGUUUGAGAACAGCAGCCUUGGUUCCAGUUAUUCCAGGUGCAAACUGACUUUCCUAAGACCUCUGAAGAAUCUGACAGUGACUGAAGUAGGUGUCACCUGCCUCUAUCAGAGUGAUUCCACUGGUCCCUUCCUGGAUAGAGAGAGGGUUUACUGGGAAUUCAGCAAUCAGACUGGGGGCAUCACUAGACUGGGGCCCUAUACCCUCGACAGGGACAGUCUCUUCCUCAAUGCUCCUAUCCAGACCACAAUCCCUUCAAGAAUUUCCUCAGCUCCUUCACUACUGACCAAUUCCUCAGCAUCUGGCAGUUUUAGCCUGAAGUCUUUCACCCUGAACUUCACAAUCAACAACUUGCUCUGCACAGCAGACAUGGGACGGCCAGGCUCCCAAAAGUUCAAAGCCACUGAAAGAGUCCUACAGCACCUGCUCAGCCCCUUGCUUGAAAACAGUAGCCUUGGCUCUGACUAUUCUGGAUGCAGGCUGACCAUGCUGAGGCCCGUACAGAAUGGGACAGCAACCAAAUUCCUGUGUGGCCACUGGAAAACUCCCACCACCCCUAGCCUGGACAGGAAGAAGAUUUACUGGGAGCUGAGCAAUCAGACCCAAGGUAUCACCAGGCUGGGUGCCUAUACCCUGGACAAUAAGAGCCUCUAUCUCGAUGGAUACAGCUAUCAGAUGAAUCUUUCCUCCUCCACAAGUGGUGAGUAUUUUCAUUCUGGGAACAAACAAAGAACACCACUUGUCUGUCCUGACCCUGUUCUGAUAGCAUUCUAGGAAGAAGAGGAUGAACCAGCAGUGUAAAAGAGAGAGGAAGACAUCAUGUCUUCUGACUCCUAUACUUCAGUCUUUCCCAGUUGACUCAGUGGCCAAGCCCCAAUGGGGUGUCAGUUUUACCUGUGUCUUAUACACUCAAACCUUCCAUGUCACAUGGGUAUUUGGUCCACAAUUGUUAAAUAUCCGAUUUCUCUUGAGCUGUGGCACUAACAACUCUGACUCCAACUCCACUGUCAAUUUCUUUUUACUUUUUUUUUUAACUUUUAGCUUCUGUCUUAGAACCAAUACUGUGUAUUACCACUAAGUAGUAAAGGCUAGGCAAUGGAGGUUAAGUGAUUAGCCCAAGGUCACAAUGCUAGGAAGUGUCCAAGACCAGAUUUGAACCUAGGACCUCUUGUCUUUAGACAGGGCUCUCAAUUUACUGAGCCACCCAGCUGCCCCCCUCCACUGCCAAUUUCCACAGGUAUGGUCUGCCUCUGUUUUCAUUCAUUCUUUGGAAACUCUUGCUGCCCUUAACUGUGAGACAGAGAUAAGAGAUGUUCAGAUCACAGAUUUAGAGCUGGUAGGAGACUUUCAGAUCAUCUAGUCCAAUUCCUGGUCUCAUUUGACAGUUGAGGACACUAAUGUCCAGAAAGGAACAGAGGCUCAAGGUCAUAUAGGUAGGAAGCAGGACGGCUGGGUUUGGAACCCAGAUCUCCUUUCUCCAAAUCCAAUAUUCUUUCUUCUGCAUUGCAUUGCAAGAGAUAUUCCUCUGAUUUAUGGCUAGAGAUUUCAUGAAGGAUUCAUUAGUGAACAGAUUCUGCUCAGUUUUCCUUUGAAGAAGAAAUUGGAGUUUCAGCUAGGUGUCCUUAAUGAUGGUGAUGAUGAUGAUCAUCAUCAUUGUCUAUCUUUUAUCUAGGAUUUUAAGGUUCUCAAAGUACUUUACAGAUAUUAUCCUUUGGAUGUUGGACUUGAUAGACUGAGAGCCCAUCUUGCUCCAGAAUGUCUUCUAUUUGAUUCUAGAGGUGAUAGAGAACCACUGGAGCUAACUGAAUAAGUACAUGACAUGGCUAGAUCUUUACUUAAGGGGGCAUGAUAGAGAGCAAGGAUACUGGCAAGUCACAAGCUCACCUCAGCGCUAUGGAACAGAGGAGGAGGAGGAGGAUAAGGAGGAGGAUUCACAGGUUGGAAGUAUUUCUGUCAGUCAUAGACCAGGCACCUCAGCUCCUUUUCUUAUGCCAACCUUCCUCACAGGAGCUUGGGCAUCCAGCAAAGGCACUGGAUCCCAUGGAUUAAAUCAUUUGGUGAACUAGUGCAUAUUGAAUUCCUCUCCUAUAGGGCCCUGAGGUUGUACAGAGCAUCCACAGCUGCUCUGAGUUCUCUGCUUUUAAGUACAAGAAAUUUCUGCCCAUCUUGAAACAUUUUCCUUUUUUUCCGGUUUUAGCACCAGACCCAGCAGUAGCACCUGGUUGUCCCCUGUGGGCCACAGAGCCUGGAGGCUCCCAAGCUGCUAGUUUAAGCUUCCAGUCUUUCACCACCAUUCCCGAGGUGCUGUACACAGAAGAUAUGCAUCUUUCUGGAUCUGACAAGUUCAACUUCACCAAAAGAACCCUGCAGCAACCUUUGAAGAAUGGCUCAGCAAGUGGAGUGAGUUGCCUGUGCACACACAAAAGAAACCACAGAAGCUCAUUCAGAGACCAAGAGAAGGGUUACUGGGAUGCAAAAAGAGCAUUUCACUAAGCUGGGCUUUUCCUCCUCCCUUGAAAGAGCCAGUCUACUCAAUGAUGAGGAGCACAACAGAAUCCCCAGCCUUUUCCUCUAUCCUCAUGCUACUUUCCCCUCCUCCUGCUAAAUUUCCAUUCUGAUUCUGACCUUAAUGUUCUCUCAAAGAAUCAUUAUUUCUCAAUACCCUUUUAUUACACCAAACACAGAAAAUAAACCCGGCCCCUAUCUACUUUCCUGUAUUUUCUUUCAUUUGGGAUUUUCUGGGUUAUUGUAUUUUAG
Monodelphis domestica (gray short-tailed opossum) is the source of this 5034-nucleotide messenger RNA. RefSeq names its product mucin-16-like. NCBI's taxonomy places the organism in Eukaryota, Metazoa, Chordata, Mammalia, Didelphimorphia, Didelphidae. The record is from RefSeq and is a predicted model, not a curated record.